Messenger RNA from Plasmodium cynomolgi strain B, 3276 nucleotides. Its product is annotated as protein kinase domain containing protein. Bases 1 to 3276 code for a protein of 1091 amino acids. Lineage: Eukaryota; Apicomplexa; Aconoidasida; Haemosporida; Plasmodiidae. Gene Ontology annotation, cellular component: nucleus; cyclin-dependent protein kinase holoenzyme complex. The transcript is spliced from 3 exons. The record is from RefSeq and is a predicted model, not a curated record. Gene Ontology annotation, molecular function: ATP binding; cyclin-dependent protein serine/threonine kinase activity; RNA polymerase II CTD heptapeptide repeat kinase activity. Gene Ontology annotation, biological process: positive regulation of transcription elongation by RNA polymerase II; protein phosphorylation.
AUGAACCAACAGAGCGAUCAGGACACACUUCGAAAGGGAAGCAGUCCAGAUCGAAGGGGAAGAAGUCCAGGUCGAACGGGAAGAAGUCCAGAUCGAAAGGGUAGAAGCCCAGAUCGAAGGAGGGAUCUGUUCCUCGAAAUUUUCAGGGGGGGGCCAGGAACGCACUUUUGUUCCGGCAAAAAAAAUUUUUUCCUAGAAACGAAUACCCUAGAGUUAGACAUAAAAAAGGAGUUUCUAAAAAAUGUGGAUUGCCCAUCGUCCUUUCUGUCCAAAAUUUCUAUUUUCAAAAAAAAACUUAUUAAUGAUUUUUUUAUUUUGAAAAAGGAGGAAAUUAAAAAGAGAUUAUGGCAAAAUUACGAGGAGGUCAUAGACAGCUUAAGGGAUGAAGACGUGAGGGAAGUGUUUAACAACAUAAAUGAAUUUUCGUCAAGGGAGAAGGAUAAUGAAGAAUUGUUCCUGCGUUAUUUGCACGAGUUUGGGAAGGGUACCCUGGGGGGACGCACAAAGGGGAGGAAGAAGAAGGAGAAGAUGAAGGAAAGGGAGAAGGGAAAGGAGAAGGGAAAGGAGAAGGGAAAGGAGAAGGAGAAGGAAAGGGAGAAGGAAAAGGAGAAGGAAAAGGAACACUCCUCUUUGGCGACUUCACCAGAGCAGGCGGGAACGUCUACCCCUCACUGCCCGAAGUGUAACUGCCCUGGGAGAGGUGGAACCAAAUGUGAUGGUUCAGAGAAAGGCGAGGCAGCAUCACUGGGAGGCCCACCUAAUGUAGACCCACAGAACAUACUAGCCAAAAUCAUGCACUCAAGUAAGGAUGGACAAAAAAAUGUUAAAAAAAUUAGUAAAAGGUUGAAUAACUUGUGGGACAUGUACAUGACGAGCGGGUUUCGAAAUUGGCAGAUGGGUCAGCGUGAGGAUGUAACGACAGAGAUUUUGCAAAAGAUUAUGCAGAAGGGGCGCCAGGAAAUAGAUUUUUUGGAGGGCUCCAAGAGGGUUCACAUGGGUAAAGUUGCCAGGGUGUUGAGGAGGAAGGGGAUAAGCCACAGGGGUGGGGACAGAACUGGUGGCACACGCGGAGGGAGAUACAGCGCACGAGGUGAUCAAAUCAAUGCUGGCGGCGAACUGGAAGGCAGGGGGAUCCCUCGUGGGGGCGAAACGAGUGCUGCCGAGGUCAACCCAAGGGGAAGUACGAACUGUUCCAGCUCGAUGGACACGAGUUUGACCAACCCGACUAAGCAGACCAACCCGAAUAAGCAGACCAACCCGACCAACCAGACCAACUCCGUGGUUGGUGGAUGCGCCGCACCUAGCGCACUCUCCAGUGAUGCGAAGAAUAUCGCUAACCUAACCAGCAGGGAGACGUCCAACAGCAGGAGCAGCCUCUUCGGAAACAGGGAUGCCAGCAGCAAGGAUAACCAAGGGGAAUGCUCAAGCGCCACUUUGGGAAAACCAGGCCAAGCGGAGAGCCUCAGAAAAGAAACAAUCUUCACCCGUUUAGGGGCCAAGGGAGGAGCGGUCAAGCCCACUGGCACGCAGAGCCUUGGCAAGAUAGGCUGCAGUGGUGCAGCACAUCCCACCGGUGUAGCACAUCCCACCGGUGUAGCGCACCCCGUCGGUGUAGCGCACUCCAUCGGUGUAGCCGAUGAACCCGGUUCAAGUAAGGCCGGCCGUAGCUGCGCGACCCCCAAGAACCCCCGCACUUCGGAUACCGCUCACACGCCGAGCUCCUCCCUGGCGUCGUAUAUGCUGAACCCGCAGGACCUGACAGAGACGAACAGCGCCGAUAAAGCGCACCAGGUCAACUACACAGUUGACGGAGUAUAUAGUGUGAGCAGCACGAAGAGGGUGAGCGGCCUGUACAGCUCGGACAUGAAGGAGAAUACCGUUACGAAGCUUACCCGGGAUAGCAUUAUUCGAAUCAAAAAAGAAAUUUUGAGAAAGGCAAAGCUAAGGAGUGCAAAAGUCGAAACAAAGAAAUGUGGACAAGGUGUUCACGAAAUAUUAAUCAACUCACUCAAAGGAGAGGUAAAAAUGAAGGUAAAAAAUUUUGUAAAAGUACAUCAAGUAGGUCAGGGAGCUUACGGAGAUGUGUGGAUGGCGGAGGACAUUACAAACAACAGGAGGGUGGCUUUGAAGAAAUUAAAAAUAAAUGGAAACAAAGAGGGACUAGCCAAAACCUACAUAAGAGAAAUUUCCAUUUUGAAUUCCUUAAAGCAUAAAAAUAUUGUGGAGUUGAUGGGGGUGGUUUACACCAAACUACCCCCCAGUGAGGCCUUCCCGGCGUCCCCCUGUGGCCCGAGCACGUCGGAGCGGCUACACCAGCUGCAGCAAUUGAAGCAGUUGAAGCAAAAGGCCGAGACGAACUCGUCUAUCUGGAUGGUAUUCGAGUAUGUGCCGUUUGACCUAUCAGGGUACAGUGAGCUGCUAAGGGACGAGCGAGCUCAAAGAGAAAGAUAUAAAAAUGGAAAUCUCUUUUCCAUAGGAGAGGUGAAAAAUAUUUUCCUGCAGCUACUCAGAGCAUUAAAUUAUUGUCACAAAAAUAGUAUAAUCCACCGGGAUGUCAAAAUAGCUAAUUUGUUAAUUGAUAAAAAUGGAAUCUUAAAGCUAGCCGAUUUUGGUUUAGCUAGAUUCCACGCAGAUGUAACUCCCUCAAAUAUGACGAAUAGAGUUAUUACCCUUUGGUACAGACCCCCAGAAUUGCUACUCGGAUCGAAUUACUACACAUCGUCAGUUGACAUGUGGAGCUGUGGAUGUGUAUUAGCGGAACUACUCACAAGUAAUCCCAUUUUUUCAGCAGACAACGAAACUGAUAUCCUCAAAAUUAUUGUUAAUAAAAUAGGAGCCCCCAACAACAAAGAAAUUAAGUUCCUAAGGCAUCUACCCAACUGGAAUAUCCCAAGCUUAAAUCCGGUGCAUCCAAAUAAUUUGAGCAAUAUAAAUCAAAAUAAAAAAAGUGAAGUAGAAAAUGCAAUUAGAAGCAUACCAGGUGUAGGAGACUUAGGAUUAGAUCUCAUAAAGAAUCUCCUAAAAUGGAAUCCCUUUGAGAGAUUCUCCGCUCUACAGGCAAUGAACCAUCCCUGGUUCACCACCAACCCUUUACCAGAAAAACUAGGCGAACGAAAUAAUAUAAAAGCUGCUCAUAGCUUCAUGACAAAAAAUUUUAAAAAGAGAGACAUUUCAAAAUUAAAUUACAGGAAGGUCCAAGAAAAUUUUAGAUUCGUUAAUCGGAGGAGAACCAAGGAGUUCCCAACAAAAGAAACGCAGAAAAGGUGCAAACUGUGA